AUGACCGAAAAAUCCAAUGGUGUGAAGAGCUCUCCAGCUAAUAAUCAUAACCAUCACCCUCCUCCUACCAUCAAGGCCAACGGCAAAGAUGACCACAGGACAGGUAGCAGACCACAGUCUGAGGCGGCUGAUGAUGACACUUCCUCAGAACUGCAAAGACUGGCAGAGAUGGAUACCCCACGGAGGGGGAGGGGUGGCUUCCGAAGGAUUGUCCGCCUGGUGGGGAUCAUCAGAGACUGGGCCAACAAGAAUUUCCGUGAGGAGGAACCAAGGCCUGAUUCCUUCCUAGAGCGUUUCCGUGGUCCUGAGCUUCAGACUGUGACAACACAUCAGGGGGAUGGCAAAGGCGACAAGGACGGCGAAGGAAAGGGCGCCAAGAAGAAAUUUGAACUGUUUGUCUUGGACCCAGCUGGAGACUGGUAUUACCACUGGUUGUUUGUCAUUGCCAUGCCUGUUCUUUACAACUGGUGCCUGUUGGUGGCCAGAGCCUGCUUCAGUGAUCUACAGAGAAACUAUUUUGUGGUAUGGCUGGUGCUGGACUACUUCUCAGAUACUAUCUACAUUGCAGACCUCUUCAUUCGACUGCGCACAGGCUUCCUAGAACAGGGACUCCUGGUCAAAGACCCCAAGAAAUUGCGAGACAACUAUAUCCACACCUUGCAGUUCAAACUGGAUGUGGCUUCCAUCAUCCCCACUGACCUCAUCUAUUUUGCUGUGGGUAUCCACAGCCCCGAGGUGCGCUUCAACCGUCUGUUACACUUUGCCCGUAUGUUUGAGUUCUUUGACCGCACUGAGACACGCACCAGCUACCCCAACAUCUUCCGAAUCAGCAAUCUGGUCCUCUACAUUUUGGUCAUCAUCCAUUGGAAUGCUUGCAUUUACUAUGCCAUCUCUAAAUCCAUCGGCUUUGGGGUUGACACCUGGGUUUAUCCCAAUAUUACUGACCCUGAGUAUGGCUACCUGGCUAGGGAGUACAUUUACUGCCUUUACUGGUCCACAUUGACCCUCACCACCAUUGGAGAGACACCACCCCCUGUAAAGGAUGAGGAGUACCUCUUUGUCAUCUUUGACUUUCUGAUUGGUGUCCUCAUCUUUGCCACUAUUGUGGGAAAUGUGGGCUCCAUGAUCUCUAACAUGAAUGCCACACGAGCAGAGUUUCAGGCCAAGAUUGAUGCUGUCAAACACUACAUGCAGUUCCGAAAGGUCAGCAAAGAGAUGGAAGCCAAGGUCAUUAAAUGGUUUGACUACUUGUGGACCAAUAAGAAGACAGUAGAUGAACGAGAAGUCCUCAAGAACCUGCCAGCAAAGCUCAGGGCUGAGAUAGCCAUUAAUGUCCACUUGUCCACCCUGAAGAAAGUACGCAUAUUUCAGGAUUGUGAGGCUGGCCUGCUGGUGGAGCUGGUACUGAAGCUUCGUCCUCAGGUCUUUAGCCCUGGGGAUUAUAUUUGCCGUAAGGGGGACAUUGGCAAGGAAAUGUACAUCAUCAAGGAGGGCAAGUUGGCAGUAGUAGCUGAUGAUGGUGUGACUCAGUAUGCCUUGCUCUCAGCUGGAAGCUGCUUUGGAGAGAUUAGCAUCCUUAACAUUAAGGGCAGCAAAAUGGGCAAUCGGCGUACUGCCAAUAUCCGUAGCCUGGGCUACUCAGAUCUCUUCUGCUUAUCUAAGGAUGAUCUUAUGGAAGCUGUGACUGAGUACCCUGAUGCCAAGAAAGUCCUAGAGGAGCGGGGUCGGGAGAUUCUUAUGAAGGAAGGUCUGUUGGAUGAGAACGAGGUGGCAGCCAGCAUGGAGGUAGAUGUUCAGGAGAAGCUGGAACAGCUAGAGACAAACAUGGAGACAUUGUACACUCGCUUUGCCCGCUUGCUGGCUGAGUACACCGGGGCCCAGCAGAAGCUCAAGCAACGCAUCACAGUGCUGGAGACCAAAAUGAAACAGAACCAUGAGGAUGAUUACCUAUCAGAUGGGAUAAACACCCCUGAGCCAGCUGCUGAUGAAUAG
Molecule: messenger RNA, 1992 nt
Organism: Peromyscus californicus insignis
Lineage: Eukaryota; Metazoa; Chordata; Mammalia; Rodentia; Cricetidae
Gene: Cnga2
Product: cyclic nucleotide gated channel subunit alpha 2
Exons: 6
Coding region: 1-1992 (663 amino acids)
Biological process (GO): monoatomic cation transmembrane transport
Cellular component (GO): intracellular cyclic nucleotide activated cation channel complex; plasma membrane
Molecular function (GO): intracellularly cAMP-activated cation channel activity; protein-containing complex binding; cGMP binding
Source: RefSeq, a predicted model, not a curated record